ACCAUAAACCCUAAUUCUCCAUCCACUGAAUUCCUCUCCCCCACUCUAAAACCCUACAUCCCAAUCCUCCGAAAUCCCCUCGCCUCAAAUCUUCCCCAACUCACAAUUUUCGGAUUAUCGGAGCCAUGGAUGUAGGAAACAACGCUGAUUCCAAUGCCAGCGGGAGCUUGGCCGCCGCAGCCAACCAGCCGACGAAGAUUAAGUUCCAAUACGACGAGGACGAAGAAGCCGAAACAAUCGAAGAAGUAGCCGCCGAGAGCUCGAAUCUCGAUGAGGAUUCCACCAUGUGCGAUCGGGAGGAAUCCUUGGCUACCGGGGAUGAUAAGACCAGCGCUGAUUACUACUUCGAUUCCUACUCGCAUUUUGGCAUCCAUGAAGAAAUGUUGAAGGACGUGAUUAGAACGAAAACAUACCAAAAUGUUAUUUAUAAGAAUUCCUUCCUUUUCAAAGACAAAGUAGUUCUUGAUGUAGGUGCUGGUACUGGAAUAUUAUCACUAUUUUGUGCCAAAGCUGGUGCUAAACACGUUUAUGCGGUUGAAUGCUCCAGCAUGGCGAGUACAGCUGAGGAGAUUGUAAAGCUAAAUGGAUAUUCAAAUGUUGUAACUGUUCUUAAGGGGAAAAUUGAGGAGAUUGAGCUUCCUGUUGCUCAAGUGGAUGUUAUCAUUUCUGAGUGGAUGGGAUAUUUUCUAGUAUAUGAGAACAUGUUGGACUCGGUGCUUUAUGCUCGUGACAAGUGGCUGGCCAAAGAUGGAAUUGUAUUGCCUGACAAAGCCUCCCUUCAUCUGACUGCAAUUGAAGAUGCCGACUACAAGGAAGACAAGAUUGAAUUUUGGAAUAAUGUAUACGGGUUUAACAUGAGCUGCAUCAGAAAGCAAGCCAUAGCAGAGCCCCUUGUAGACACUGUAGAACAGAAUCAGAUUGUUACCAACUGCCAAAUGCUCAAGACCAUGGACAUUUCAAAGAUGGAUUCAGUAGAUGCUUCUUUCACAGCUCCCUUUAAGCUUGUGGCUGAACGGGAUGACUACAUCCAUGCUCUGGUUGCUUACUUUGAUGUUUCUUUUACCAAAUGCCAUAAAUUGAUGGGCUUCUCUACAGGACCAAAGUCCCGCGCCACUCACUGGAAACAGACGGUGUUAUACCUAGAAGAUGUGCUUAGCAUUUGUGAAGGGGAGACAUUGACGGGGACCAUGACUGUGGCGCCUAACAAGAAGAAUCCUCGUGACGUGGAUAUAACUGUUAAGUAUUCACUAAAUGGGAAGCACUGCCAGGUCUCAAGAACUCAACAUUAUAGAAUGCGCUGAUUUACGCGUUCCUUAUGCCGGUGGAGGGGAUUCAAAUAGACUUCUGCUUGGUGUUCUACCGUAUCUACUGUCAUAGACAGAGCUUUCCAUUUCUGAUCACUAUGUUAUUUGUGUCACCAGCAUGUAACAUUAUAGCAGUCUCUAUUGUUUUCUUGAA
This is a messenger RNA of Salvia hispanica, 1458 nucleotides long. RefSeq names its product arginine methyltransferase 11 (gene PRMT11). NCBI's taxonomy places the organism in Eukaryota, Viridiplantae, Streptophyta, Magnoliopsida, Lamiales, Lamiaceae. Gene Ontology annotation, molecular function: protein-arginine N-methyltransferase activity; histone methyltransferase activity. Gene Ontology annotation, biological process: peptidyl-arginine methylation, to asymmetrical-dimethyl arginine; chromatin remodeling. The record is from RefSeq and is a predicted model, not a curated record. Gene Ontology annotation, cellular component: nucleus.